This is a messenger RNA of Sphaeramia orbicularis (orbiculate cardinalfish), 2685 nucleotides long. Its product is annotated as transmembrane protein 59-like. Lineage: Eukaryota; Metazoa; Chordata; Actinopteri; Kurtiformes; Apogonidae. Bases 164 to 1051 code for a protein of 295 amino acids. The transcript is spliced from 8 exons. The record is from RefSeq and is a predicted model, not a curated record.
AUCCUCCUCCUCCUCGGUGUCGCUCCCGGGUUCAGAUGCUCCGGCUCGGCGGCAGGAUGCGCGGCUUCUCGGCGUUGCUCUCGGUGCUUCUCGCCGGACUUGCGGCUGCGGCCUCGGAUCUCUUUGACAACCAACUGGGCGAUAUCAAUUACUGCAAAAAGCAAUGCCAGCUCACCAUCAAAACAAAAGCCCUGCUAAAGACUCCAUAAUGAACGCCUGUCACCGUGGCUGUCGCCUCUACUCCAUCUGCCAGUUCGUCAAUGGCAAUGCAGGCUUCAAUACCAGCAGGGAGGAGUGUCAGGGAGCUUGCCAGGAGGCAUAUAUUAAGCUGCUGGAGCAGGAGGCCUGCAGCACCGGCUGCGCCAGCCAACCCUCUGAACCUGAGAUCAAGAGGAGGAAGCUCAAGGCCAUGACUCUUCGCCCUAAACCCCCCUCUGUGAUGGAGGCAGUAUCCAGCUGGUGCAACGACAUUGUCAGCUCUGCCCAAAGCUUCAUCUCCUCCACCUGGACCUUCUACCUGCAGGCGGACGAUGGCAAAGUGGUUGUUUUCCAGAGCCAGCCAGAGAUGGAGUACUCUCUGCCUGAGUUACAGGCUCCUCGAUCUAAUGUCGCGGAUAAACCCUGGCCUCAGGUGCACUCUCAUACCCAGAGACCCCACGGUGUGAGAGGACAUGGAGAGAAGGGAGCCUCGAAAACAGGAGGAAAAGGAAAGCACCCUGUCCAGCAUGCAGACGACCCCACCGCUGAGCACGACUUCCUGGGAUGCAUGUCAAGACGAUCCGGUCUCCCACGGUGGAUUUUAGCGGCCUGUCUCUUCUUGUCUAUCAUGGUCAUGCUAUGGCUUAGCUGUGCCAGUCUGGUCACCGCACCAGAGCAACAUGUCAAGACACAGCUGAGCAUCAAUGGAGACAAAGAGUUUCUGGAUAACACCCAUAAAGUCAACCCAUACCACCUGAGCCCCGUGAUCGCCGUCACUGUGAAACAAUCAGAGGAGAGUCAGGAGGCGGGGCCACUGCCGGUCAAAGUCGACCUUAACAAAACAUGUGUUUAGACAGGACCUAUAUAUGUAGAGAUGUUAUGUUCUCAAAGGUAAUCAUGUAAAAACCUAAAGGCUAGAAGGAGGAAGGGGUGACACGAACACAUCAUGCGACUCAGUCCGUCACCAGAAUUUUUAAAAACAUAUUUUAAGAUCAUCACAUCUCCUGCCGUUUAUCUCAUUGAAAUGUCUUAUUUUGCUCGGUGGGCUUUUCAUUUAGCUACCCAUCAUGCGUGACAUUUUCUUGUACAGUCCUGACUCCUUGAAAUGAUCAGCCUUCUCUUUGCUUCAUUCAGAUUAUUCAAUACAUGAAAUGAAAAAGCCCUUUUGUCUCAAAAACGGUGAAUUACAGUCGAGAGCUUUCAGAUCAUUUUUUACGACUGGUGUAAACAAAAGAAGACAAAAGCUAAAAUUCAUUGUAGAUUUUAUUUUCCUUGUUCUCACAGAGAUUUGAUUAAUUAAUGGCAUUCUGAGAGAAAAUCAACUGGUAAAAAAACGAAAAAAAAAACAAAGGAGAGGGGAGAAAGACAAAUAAGAGAACAAGAGCUCUCUUAUGAGCUGCAUGAAACAAAUACUGGAACUCAUGGUUUAUGAAAUGUUUACAUAAUCAGCAUUGUGAGCUGUUUUAUAAUAUAGCAUUGUAUUGUCUUCUAAAGAUUAAAAUGGUCUAGAAAUUCUCUUGCACCGUAAAUAUGUUGUCACUAAAUUUAGUUCAACAAAUGCACACACAGCUGCUGUGAAUUUCCAAACCCAUGUCUGGUUUUUCUGUGUAAGUUUUUUUGGAUGCAUCUGCAACAGCACAAAUGGCAGAAAGUGGUGGAAUUACAACUGGAUUCAGAACUGGAUGCUCUUAUCUGAGAAUGAGUAAACAUAAACAUGAAAUGCAUAUUUAUUUUCUUGUCUAUUUAUUCUGAAUCACUGAGUUGGCUGUUAAUAGUGUUAUUGAAGUGCCAUGUACAGUUAAUUCAUUAGAUAAAAUGUAACCGAUUGGUCUGUAUAUUAUAAAACAGACUCUGAAGAAAGAGAGAAAGGAGAUUGCACCUAUUACUGUAAUAUUAUUAUCAUAUUAUUGCUCUUAUAUCACUUAAAGGGUUCUUAGUUGUUAAAUGUGCCAUGUGCUUUCUAAUAGCUGACCAUUUUGUAUGUCCUAGGGGCACAUACUGAAGGAUAACCUCUGUAACAAUGUGUAAUGCAAAGCUUUUAACAUAGACCUUUGCUAUUGAACAGAGUUGCACAGUCUUAGAAAAGAUUUUCCUCUCAGUGCUUUUGAUGUCCUGUAAUGCUCCCUUUUAAUCCAGGCUGUGUAGACAAUAAACUGUGCAUGCGAGUGACGCUUCGAUAGUUCAUCUUAACCGCCAAAAUGCCAGUAUGGCACGACUCUGCUGUAGACUUGUGAUUUUUUUGUGUUAAUAUUUACUGUAAACAUAUAAUAGAGUGUGUAAUAUUGAAUGACAAUAUCGACACAUGAUUAACAGAAAGGACUCUUAAUUAAAAAGCCAUUCUAUAAUAUCUGCACCGGAUCAAAAAGGUACGGUAUAUCAUGAGGAAUAGGAUAUGAAUUUCAAUCUGUAUUGUUUUCUUUUUACUGGUCUGUUUCCUUUCAAUGAAAUGAUGCUUACAACAUGACCAAUAAAGUGUUUUCAUUGUAA